AUUGUUCUUGCAUUGAGAUAAUAUAUUGCAUUACAUACAUAUUAGUAUAUUACAAUAUAGGUAUUCCAAUAUGAAUUUCUCGUUGAAGUAUAUGAAAUUAKUAGUGGCGUUAUUCUUACUUCUUUGUUGUUUUGAACCAGCUGUUGAAGCUAAACAAAUAAUUAAAAGCGAUUUUAAAUCAGGYCAAUACAAUGAUAUUCAAAUCAAUCAACAGAAGGUUCCAUCAGGAGCUCUCGUUUAUUUUUGGCCAAGACAUAGAACUACAACACUUAGUGCAAAUACAACUGUUAUACAAACUAAAUCAACAACGUAUCCUUCUAAUUCAACAAGUGAAAAAUGGAAUUCAACUACUAUGGAUCCUCAAUCGACAACAAAAUUUUCGAAUUCAACUAACGAACAAUGGAAUUCAACUACUAUAGCUUCUCAAUCUACUACAUAUGUUUGGAAUACAACUACUAAACAAUGGAAUACAACUACUAUAGCUCCUCAAUCAACUACAUAUGUYUGGAAUACGACUACUAAACAAUGGAACACAACUACUGUGGAUCAUCAAAGAACAACAAAUUCUUCAAAUUCAACUAGGGAACAAUAGAAUACAACUACUAUAGCUCCUCAAUCAACUACAUAUCUUUGGAAUACGAAUACUGAAUAAUGGAACACAACUACGGUGGAUCAUCAAACAACAACAAAUUCUUGGAAUUCAACUUGGGAACAAUGGAAUACAAAUACUAUAGCUCCUCAAUCGACAGRUGAACAGACCCAUUACCAUCAUMAUUUUUAAAGRGUCAUUUUCUAUUAUUGAAGGAAAUUCCUGAUAAUUAUAUAWUUGACUAAUAGGUAGCCAGAAAAUGAAUGAUUUUUUUAUUUCAUGCAAUGUUUACCACACAAACUAAUAAACUUAUACUUAUUAAUAAAUAAAUUAUU
Molecule: messenger RNA, 924 nt
Organism: Diuraphis noxia (Russian wheat aphid)
Lineage: Eukaryota; Metazoa; Arthropoda; Insecta; Hemiptera; Aphididae
Source: RefSeq, a predicted model, not a curated record